Oncorhynchus gorbuscha (pink salmon) is the source of this 1410-nucleotide messenger RNA. Its product is annotated as phospholipase DDHD1-like. Gene Ontology annotation, cellular component: cytoplasm. Lineage: Eukaryota; Metazoa; Chordata; Actinopteri; Salmoniformes; Salmonidae. Gene Ontology annotation, molecular function: glycerophospholipase activity; metal ion binding. The record is from RefSeq and is a predicted model, not a curated record. The transcript has 12 exons.
AUGGAGGUCAUGUUCUGUAAAUUAUGCGAACUGAACUGUGGCACGACAAAGUGCCAGGGCUUUGUGGGCAUGGAUGAAGUGUAUGAGGAAGAGAAUACAAGCAGUGUGGAAGCGACAACUGGGGGGGUCGAACGGAGUCGAGGGUGGGCUGUAUGUGUCAGGGGUGGGCUGUAUGCGGUGGAUGUCAAAGACAGAGAAUGCUAUCCUGUGUAUUGGAACCAACAGGAGAGCAUCCCUGUCAUGAGGAGCCAGUGGUUCAUAGAUGGCACCUGGCUCCCAUUGGAAGAGGACGAGAGUGACCUCAUCGAGGUGGAGCACCUAAUCUGUUUCCGUGGGCAACACAUGCAGGACAGCUUCGACUCCAACUCUGCGGUGGCCAAGACAGCCGACAGCAAAGAUGUUCUCUCCCACCUGCCCCCUUUCUACCUCCCCUUUCUGCUAAGAGAGGCAGUAAGGAAGAUGGAGGAGAAGCACUUUUCAGAGCACACAGAGGAGUAUGUGGACUUCCUGCCUGUGGAGUGGCGCUCCAAACUGGCACUGGAUGGGGAUACGGUGGACUCCAUCACCCCAGACAAGGUGCGAGGACUGAGAGACCUGCUCAACAGCAAUGCCAUGAACAUUAUGUACUACACCAGUCCCUUGUACAGGGACAAGAUCACCAGGGGCCUGACGUCAGAGCUGAACCGAAUCUACACCCUGUUCUGCUCCAGGAACCCUCAGUUUGAGGAGAAGAGGGGCAAGGUGUCCAUCGUGUCGCACUCCCUGGGCUGCGUGAUCACCUUUGACAUCGUGACAUGCUGGGACCUGGUGAGGUUCUGUCUGCAGGAGCACCAGGAGCUGGAGGAGGAGCUGGACCUGAGAUGGGUCUCCUACGAGGAGAGACGCCUGCUGGAGCAGCUGGAGCUCACUGGGAACCGGUUACUAGAGCUGGAAGAUCAUCUUCAAGGCCUGGAAGCCUCCAAACCGAUAGCACCCCCUGCUCUGAAAUGUAAGUUACACUAAUCCUUCUGUAUGGGCUCUCCCCUGGUGGUGUUCCUGGCCCUGAGAGGGAUUAGACCAGGAAACAGUGGAGAACAGGACCACAUUCUGCCUCGCUGCAUCUGCCAGAGGCUCUUCAACGUCUUCCACCCUACAGACCCCGUGGCUUACACACUGAAGCCCCUCAUCCUUAAACAUUACAGCAACAUUGGACCUGCACAGAUACACUGGUGUAGUGCUGUAGACCCCACGCCAUACGGUGAGAUCCGGCCAACCUUCAUCAACCCACAGAAGGACCCGACGUCAGACACAGAGAUCAUCCCCAGCCCCUCCACUUCCCCUGUCCUGGCCAGGAAAUACUACGGAGAGUCUAUCGCCAGCAUGGGCAAGGCCAGCAUUCUGGUGGUCGCCACCGGACCUCCGAAAUCCUGA